AUGCGACAAAAAGAGAACGGGUGGUCGAUUUUCGACGACACAAAAAACGCGAAAAAGGAAGAACUUCAUAACAACGGCGUUUUCAGGCGACAAACUGGAGUCGAAAAGCAGACCCAAGUUGUUAAAACAAUUUUCGAUAUGCGUCUCAAUAUUAUAACUAAUAAAUGCUCCCUUCGUCAACUGUCGAGCGCUCAAGCUCGUCUCGCCUCCGCGAUGGCCAAGGGAGACUUGCUGACCAAGAACGUCGACAAAUAUUCUAAAUACUCGCCCAGUCCGCUUUCCGUCCAACAAUUCCUGGACUUCGGUGCUACCUCUGACAACGAGCAAAAAUCCUUCGAAUACCUACGCUAUGAACUGCCAACUCGCCUUGCUAACAUGAUCAAGGAAAUGAACCGCCUCCCCAAGGAACUUUUGACGACCCCAAGUUUUGAAAAUGUGAAGCAGAUGUAUGAAGAAACGCUGGGAGAAGUCCUCAUCUUUGAAAAAUCAGACGCUAACGAUGAGCAAGUCCGAGAGGAUUUUCUCAAUUCGCUUCACGGAAUUGUCAAUCGACAUCGGUCCGUGGUUGAACAGGUUGCGUAUUCCGUGAUGGAGUACAAGGCUAGCGUUCAAAACACUGGAAACCGAAGCAUCGAUGAAGAGAAGAUGCAAUACUUUCUCGAUCGAUUCUACAUGUCUCGAAUUGCCAUCCGAGUACUCAUCAACCAACACGUUGGAAUGUUCGGGUCGCAUGUCCAAGACCGCUCCCAGCACGCGUUGAUCGGCGCUUUUGAUGCAAAAUGUGACAUCAGAAAAGUCGUAGAAGACGCUGCCCACGCUGCCCAGCACCUCUGUGAGAAAUACUAUCUCGGUGCUCCGGAGGUUGAAAUCGAGCUUGUCAACGACCGGAACUACAUCGAAAUGGGCUACGUUCCCUCGCAUCUUCACCACAUUUGCUUCGAGCUCUUCAAGAACUCGAUGCGAGCGAUGGUCGAGGAGCACGGUACCUUUGACAUUCCUCCCGUCAAGGUUCUCUUGACCAAGGGCAGAGACAAUGUCUGCAUCAAAAUUUCUGAUCUCGGUGGUGGUGCUUGCUUGGAAGAGUGCCGCCGAUGGACGCAUUACAUGUACAGUACCGCGCCGCCGCCACCAAAGUCCGAAGACGGACAAAACAUCGCCCCACUUGCUGGUUACGGUUACGGUAUUCCGCUGUCGCGACUCUACGCCAGAUAUCUCGGAGGCGAUCUGAUGCUUCAGUCAGUCGAAGGAUACGGAACUGAUGCUUACAUUUAUCUGAAGUCUGGCAAUGCUGAUGCUGUUGAGGUCCUCCCGAUCUUCACUAACCAGCUGUCGGACCACUACCGAAACAAGCAGCAAAUGAAGGACUGGGUCUCCAAACAAGGCCCAAUCUCCACUUCCCAGCUGAACAUGUCGAUGCAAAGUCAUACCACCAAGCGUCGAUACUAG
Messenger RNA from Oikopleura dioica, 1446 nucleotides. Lineage: Eukaryota; Metazoa; Chordata; Appendicularia; Copelata; Oikopleuridae. The record is from the annotation of a GenBank genome assembly.